AUGAAGGCAGCUCGCUAUCACGCUCCUGGUGACGUUCGGAUCGAGAACAUCCCUGAACCAGUGGCAAGCAAAGUAUGCGGUUCAGAUGUCCAUUGGUAUCUAUCAUCCGUGCCAGUAGCACCGACGGCGACGAAGCCUCAUCCAGUGACCAAGGAGACGCUGCCCGUCGUUAUGGGCCAUGAGUUCUCCGGAACCAUCGUGGAACUAGGAGAUGGAGUAGACGAAAGUCGACUUGCUGUGGGACAAAACGUGGUGGCAGAGUCCGUAAUAUCGUGCAUGCAGCCAACGUGCACCUCAUGCUCCGACGGAACGAGGAACGUCUGCCCCCAUACCACGUUCAUCGGCAUCGGUGGUUGGGGCGGUGGUCUUGCGGAGUACAUCGCCGUAAGGCAAGAAGCUGUACACGUCCUCCCAGAAAGCAUCCCUUUGGAAGUGGGAGCCAUGAUUGAGCCGUUAUCUGUUGCCUGGCAUGCAGUGAAGCGGUCGUCCUUCGUGCCCGGCGACAGCGUGUUGAUCAUCGGUGCCGGACCGAUUGGCUUGCUGUUGUUGAAGGUGCUCCGCGCACAAGGGGCAUCAUGGAUAGGAAUGUCCGAACCAGCCGCACAGCGUCGAGAAACGGCGCUAAGAUUUUCAGCAUCUGCGGCGUACGACCCGCGAGCGACCGACGUUGUUCUUGAGACAAAGAAGGAGACAGGCGGCCGUGGUGCAUCCAUCGUCUUCGACUGUGCGGGUAUACAAGCUAGCCUUGACACGGCGCUCGCGGCAGUACGCCCGAGAGGAAACGUAGUCGAAGUCGCCGUUUGGGACAAGUCACCAAUGCUGGACAUCACGACUCUGCAGGGAAAAGAAAUCCUCUUGACAGCUAGUCAGGCUUGCGAUCGCGAGCAUCCAGAGCUGAUUCAAGCCGUGGCUGAUGGGAAGUUCCCUGGGCUUGAGGAGCUGAUCACCAGAAAGAUCGUCCUGGAUGACCUAGUUGAAGAGGGUAUCAAAGCCCUCAUCAAUGACAAGGACAGGCAAAUCAAGAUAUUAGUCCACCCUCAGUGACCGGUGUCUUGCAGCACGCGAUCCCAGAAAGUCCGUAUACCACAAGUGCCAGAAAUAUGUAUCCUUGUGUCGGCGAUGUAGAUAUGUUUGCCUGGAAAGCGAAAUUCAGGAUGAUUGCCUGC
Molecule: messenger RNA, 1166 nt
Organism: Laetiporus sulphureus 93-53
Lineage: Eukaryota; Fungi; Basidiomycota; Agaricomycetes; Polyporales; Laetiporaceae
Product: alcohol dehydrogenase GroES domain protein
Exons: 10
Coding region: 1-1044 (347 amino acids)
Biological process (GO): butanediol biosynthetic process
Cellular component (GO): cytoplasm
Molecular function (GO): zinc ion binding; (R,R)-butanediol dehydrogenase activity
Source: RefSeq, a predicted model, not a curated record